UUUCCUCUUUCCUGAACGCACCGACACGCCGCCCACGUGCCUCUGAGCCAGGCUGCGCCAGAAGGCCGGGUUGUAGCGAGAGAAGUGCUGCAGCACCACGCUGAAGCCUCGCCACAGGGGGCGGGACCUAUCCAACAGGUGUCUGAAGUGUACGCAGGUGAGACGCAGAUUGAGUUUGUCUUUCCAGGACAGGAAACUGAACACCUGCAGCCACAGCUCUUCAGGAAGCAGCAGCGGCGCCAUCGCCUCCGUAUCCACCAAAGUCAAAGUCAAGGCUUCGAAGUGCAGUCCAUAAAGCAACAGGAAGUUCUCGGAAAAUGAGAGACAACGCGGUGGACUGGCACAACCUGAUGCUACGCUGGGAGGGCCUGAACGAUCACGGAUUCAACGCCGCCAGCAACAUCAUCAAUAUCCGCCGUUUUCAGAGUGAUCAGCGGCUGCUGCCGGACGAGUCAGCUCCUCCUCCUCCUCCGUCAUCUGAAGCUGCAGAUCUGCAGGACGAGUGCUGCAAGCUGCAGGAGGUCGUCAACAAAAUGGUUGUCGUGGUAACGAAGAUGGAGCGCCUGAUGACAUCACAGCGUGGCAUUCAGGAUUUGGAGGAGUUUCAGUUCGGACCUGAAGGAAGAAAACUUCCUCUCUUUCACAGCUGGAGCUUCAAACAAUUUGAACAGGUUUCCGGUCUCCUUCUGGACUCCUUCAGGCAGGAACUGGAUCUGAAGAAGAGGAUCCUACAGGAAGUGGCUCACACUGCGACUCCUGACCUCUGCAUUGUGUUCCUGUCUUGCUGGCUGCAGCAGCCAUACCUGACCCCCCACUGCCGUCUGAACCUGGAGGCCCUGCUGCUGGAGACCGGACACCGGGCCCUCUGAGAACCAGGUUCUACCUUUUUUUUCUGAGUCUGGAGACUGGGAACAGGGCCCUCUGAAAACCAGAUUUUACUGACCGUUUCUGAGUCUGGAGACCGGACACCGGCCCUCUGAAAACCAGGUUUUACUGACCGUUUCUGAGUCUGGAGACCGGACACCGGGCCCUCUGAAAACCAGGUUUUACUGACCGUUUCUGAGUCUGGAGACCGGACACCGGGCCCUCUGAAAACCAGAUUUUACUGACCGUUUCUGAGUCUGGAGACCGGACACCGGGCCCUCUGAAAACCAGGUUCUACUGAAUGUUUUUGACCCUCCUGGUUCAGAUCUGAGGUUCCUCCUGGUUCAGAUCUGUGGUUCAUCCUGGUUCAGAACUUCUUUGUGUCCUGUGUAAAGUGCUGGUAAAACAGAAGUGUGUUUAAAUUC
Messenger RNA from Eleginops maclovinus (Patagonian blennie), 1289 nucleotides. RefSeq names its product cyclin dependent kinase 2 interacting protein (gene cinp). Lineage: Eukaryota; Metazoa; Chordata; Actinopteri; Perciformes; Eleginopidae. Bases 318 to 869 code for a protein of 183 amino acids. The record is from RefSeq and is a predicted model, not a curated record. The transcript has 5 exons.